Acipenser ruthenus (sterlet) is the source of this 2197-nucleotide messenger RNA. RefSeq names its product coiled-coil domain-containing protein 183-like. NCBI's taxonomy places the organism in Eukaryota, Metazoa, Chordata, Actinopteri, Acipenseriformes, Acipenseridae. The record is from RefSeq and is a predicted model, not a curated record. The transcript is spliced from 13 exons. The coding region runs from base 667 to 2136 and encodes 489 amino acids.
AUACUGUAUAUGAGCUAACAGUUUGAGACCACAGUGCAUUUAUACCAGAGCAGUGGCACUGUAACGUUGAACUGUGGCAUUUUGAAUUGAGCUUUACUAAAUCUUAACACGUGGUGGGGCCUGGUGGAUGACUAUUAUGAUGUCAUAAUGUGGCAUAGUGAUGUCAUGAGCGGGUAGUUGGCUGUACUAAUGGGCUGCAGCUCAGAAGAGCCCCGAGAAGGGAAGGUGGACAGACAGGUUCAGACAGAAGGGAAAGCGAGGAGACGGUUUGAGCAGGACAGGGACGGAUAGUGACGGAAUGAAGAUGGUCAAGGAAGAGGACGUCUGUGAACGCAUAGAGGACCAGCGCAGCAGGAUUCAGCUCAUGGGUGAGUGAGGGCCCACACACAGGAGAUGCACAAACUCAUACUGCCAGCAGGCACAUUCUUCCUGUUAGAUUCUAGCUGGGUUGACGUUUGUUUCCAGAACACUACAAGCUGUCUUAUUACCAGACCUCCCAGGAUGCGAUUGCCAGGAACAGGAAGAUGAUCAAGAGCCUUCGGGCCGAGAGCAAGGAGAAGCUGGCCAGCCUCGCCAAGGCCUGGAAGCGCUUUGCGGUGAUCUAUCGUGAAAGGCGCUAUAUAAAAAUAAAGAUAGAUUGAUUGAGUGUUGGACGGCAGUGCUAACAUGACCUCACGAUUCCCCCACGGACAGAUGGACCACACUCUCAUCACCAAGGCGUGUAAAGACAGGAAAGAGAUGAGGCUGUGUAUGGAGAGGAGCAGAGUCCAGGAUGUGAAGGAGACUCUGAACAGGAAGCUCUACGCUCGCGUCAAUCUGUGCAACACGGCCGGCUUCCAGGUGAGGCAGCGAGAGAGGCAGCUGCAGACCCUGCAGGACAGGCUGGCUGCCAUGGGCAAGCUGAGCACCCCCGACGAGACUGGGGUGCAGGAGCAGCAGUGGAUUCGACAGCUGGAGAACAGCACUGAGAAGAUGCUCAUCAAAGCAGCGGCCGCCAAGAAGCUCCAGGUGACCUACAUGAAGAUCCUGGAGUUCCUGCAGGAGGAGGUGCGUCGCAUGCCCCUGGUGGUGAGCGACGCAGAGGCGGCUCUGAAGACGCACAGCGCAGAGCUGCAGACCCUGACUCAGAUCACACAGGACGCCACGGCAGACAUGCAGCACGCCAAGAUGGCGCUGGACGGUCUGGAGCAGGAUUACACGGAGGAGAGGAAGGCCCGGGACAUCUCACUGGCCGUGAAGAAGAAGAUGGGGGCUGCGGAGAAGCUGUGUUACAAGGACAUCGCGGAGAAAUCCGUGCCGAGGAGGGAAAGACUGAAAGACCCAAAGACUGAAAUUCGUAUUAUAUCAGAAACAUCAAUGACAGGUCUGAAGACUGGUGCCAUGUCCUACAGCGAGAUCCAAGCCAAGCUGUGCCAGAACCUGGAGAAGCUGAAGGGGGCUGUCGGCUGUUCUGAUAUCAAGGCGAUCGAGGGCAGGCUGGUGAAUCAGAGAGCCAAGCAGACGCACCUCCUGGGCAGGAUUGCGGAGUGCGAGGCCCGGGAGGCUGAGCUGAGGUCUAGGCUGAAGGAGCUGCAGCUGGAACAUGCCCAGCACAAGUUCCACCUGGGACCGGAGACUGAGAGGGAGGAGCGCAGGGGGCAGCAGCUCACUGAGGAGCUGGAGAGGGAGGAGAGGAGGAGGAACCUGUGGAGCUCCAGACUCCGUGUCACUGAGGAUGUCCUCCACUCCUCUCAGGACGGGUUAGAUGACCUGUUCCUCAAACUGUACUCCUUCACCCUCGAUUCCAAGAAGCCUGUUGAAAGAGCUCCCCUGGACUCUUAUGAUAAGCUGAUAAGCUGUGAGCUGAAGAUGCUGAAGCUGCUGGAUUACUUCCUCAGCCUCUCUCCGCCUCUGCAGGCCUCCAUCGAGGAGCAUGACAAGGUCUGGCAUUUCAUGGAGACGACGGCAUCGAACGAGCCUGGGAACGUGAAAAUCCCCAUCCAGCUGAUCUCUGACACUGCGUCUGAAGACUCAUUCCAGUUCCUGAACCAGGAGCAAGAUUACUCCCUGAGCCGGGAGGAGAUCAAGAAGAGGGGCAGCCAGCUGAUCGAGAAGCACGUCCUAAAGAAACCGCAGCCGGCCGGGCCCAAGAGCUAGAGGCGUGAUCGCCAUCCAUCCAACAUCACUGCAAAACCAAGAAAUAAAAACAUGCGUUAUU